CAUCCGUCAUGUGUUCCAAGGCUUUGCUGCUCCUGGCCGCCAUUCUUGCUGCUCGCUGUUUUGGCAGCGGCUCUUCCAGACGAACGCUCGUCCUGGCCUGCGACGAAGCGGAGGCCAUGGAGGCGGCAUCAUCAUCGAUGGAGGAGGCAUCACCUCCACUCGCUGGGAACAAUAGAUAUAGCUUUAGGACUACGGGCAGCAGAAACAACUACGGCGAUUACAACUACAAGUGGGAGCGUGGUGGGAAUGGGCACGAGAAUGUCGAUGGCAUUGCGGAAAGCAGCAGUGGCAGCAUCCAGGACAACGAGGACAACGAGGACAACAAUGACAAUGACAACUAUAACUACAACAAAGCACCGGCCAAAUGGCAAAAGCAAAAACUCUACGGAAAUCCCAUCCACAGCAUACAAGACUUGCAGCAGCAGCAACAGGGACAGUUGCAGGAACAGUUUGAUGAUGAUCCCGAGAAUGCUCGCAAUGACUUCCGUCUGCAAUUGUCCGACUUAAAUGCGGCCGUUUCAGGUGCGGGCAGGUUUGUUGUUGGCCAGGACCCUGACAGUCCCAGCAACUGGCAGGAAUCGGAUGAAGUGGACGCACGGGAGCUGGCAAAGAGGCGACGGGAACAGGAGCAACUCCUGCUGGCUCGUCGCAGCCGCAGCAGCAACAGUAAACGAAGGGCAGCCGCGGAGGAGGCCGAAGUUGGCAGAGAACCAGGUCAACCAGAGUUUUAUGAGAAUGAGUGGCCAGCAGAACGCGACAAUGGUGUGGAUGUCGAAGGCGAAGAGGAUUAUGCCGUCUCCGAUGGUCAAGAGGAGGAUGCGAAUGAGUUAAGUGCGCAGCUGCCCUAUGGAAUCCAGAAUGUGCGCAAGCGCCGAGUGCGCAGUGUGAUGCCGCCACCUCCACCCUUUCUGGGUCCCAAUCCUAAUCCGGAUGGGGUGGUCACCUAUCAGUCGCUGUGCCCCACAAAUCGGGUAACUGUGAAGUUGGAGAGCGGGGAAUACCGUCCAAAUCAUUAUGUGGAGGUGACCUGUGCCCACAAUUACGCGCCACUGCCAUCCCGGAGCCACAGCUUUGAGUAUGGUUACAGGGGCAAUGAACUGCUCCGAGCUCUGCUCUCCGAACGCGGCGAGAAGCGAGAGAUCUGCUCGGCGACGGGCUUCUCCUGCAUCCAGCUCAACCGCACCAUCCACCUGAUCCGGCUAAACGACGCCUCCGGCUGCUGGGAAUCCGAGACGCGGACCGUGCCCUCUGGCUGCGAGUGCAUGUGGCCAAAGCACAGCUAUGGGGACAUUGCCGCCUACCACCAGGCGCAGAAGCGGCGUAGCGGUGCCUUUGGGCUAAGGCCGCAUCCCUCCCUCAACGUGGACUACAAGCCAGGCGUUGGCUACCGCCAGUUGACUCUGCGAACAAGGAGCCCCAAGACCCCGGGACCGCGCAACCGCCGCGAGGAUUCGGGCUACGAGAGCUAUGAGUUCAACUAGUAGUUUAUUUUUUCGAGGAGCCCAGAAGGAGCCCCCCUAAUUGGUUUAGCAACUAAGUUUAAAUCCACAUAAAUUAUUUUUCGAGAUAGCUAUAGUAAGUAAUCAAGAGAGAGCAGAGCCCUCGGUGUCGUGGUGUGUGAAAUAAACGAACUACAAUGGAGCAAACCCAAAACAAAGAGGGUAAUAGUAAUGAUUGCGUGAAAUAAAAUUGCAUUUGCCAACCUGGGCGGAAUCCUGCGCCUUAAGUACUUAA
Drosophila serrata is the source of this 1734-nucleotide messenger RNA. RefSeq lists its product as uncharacterized. The record is from RefSeq and is a predicted model, not a curated record. Lineage: Eukaryota; Metazoa; Arthropoda; Insecta; Diptera; Drosophilidae.